AACUCAGCCAGAGUUGCACAAAGCUGUAUCCCACAGAAAGCUCCAGAGACAGAAAAGGUUGUAAAGGUUUCCCUUAGGUGAUUUUCAUCACUGGAAACUUUGCACUACACAGAACUCAGUAGUGGGGUCUCACAUCUGAAAUCUGAAGGAGGCUUUGGACUUCACCUUAAGAAAGACGGAUUUCUACUUUAGAGACCACGUAAUUUUCCCUCCUGUGAGAAUAACAUGAACCAGAAGGUGUUAGUUUUCCUUCUCCCAAAUUUUUUAUUUGGGAUAUUUCUUUUUGGGUUUUUCUUUAAGAGACAAAAAAACCUAACAGAUGUUUUUCCCAAUCCCACCGAAAAUUGGCUGGCAAUUCAAAACAGUCGGAAAAACACACUGGCUUCUGUCUGCCUGAAGAACAACCUUAAUAAACCAAACAGCAAAUUGGAUUCUCAUGUUGCAAGCCAGCUCUUUGUGGAGCACAAGCACAAAUUUAUCUACUGUGAGGUGCCCAAGGUAGGCUGCUCCAACUGGAAGAGAACUAUUUUUCUUCUUCAAUCAGACUUCAAUGCAGAGGCUUCUGAUAUUGGGCAUGACAACAUCCACCAUACAUCACUAAUCAAAAGGCUGGUGUCUUACCCUCCUGCCUUACAAAAGGAAUUUCUGAGCAAUUACACCAAAGUGAUGUUCACCAGGCAUCCCUUGGAGCGGCUGGUUUCAGCUUACAGAGACAAACUCCUGCACUCUGAACCAUUCUACAGUACCACUGUUGCUAAUGAGAUUAGGGCAAUGUUCAGGAAAAAUAAAAGUUCUUCUGAAAAAGUGAGUUUCCAGGAGUUUGUCAGCUUCAUUACAUCAAAACCACCACAUGCUCUUGACAUUCACUGGAAGCCGAUGUUUCUGCUCUGUGAUCCUUGCAACAUUAACUAUGAUGUUGUGGGCAAGUAUGAAACUCUUGGGUUGGACUCUGAGCAUGUUCUGAAGGUCAUUGGUGCACCAGAGAGCCUGCAAUACCCCAGCUUGAAGAGAUACAGCUCAGAGAAAAGAACUGAUGGUGAUAUCACCUUGGAGUAUCUCAGACAUUUGACCCCAGAACAAAUUGAGAAGAUAAAAAAAUUGUAUGAAAUGGAUUUUUUUUUGUUCAACUAUACUAUGAAAUAUGAGGAUUAUUCUUCCCUGAAUGACUAAUGUAGGUUAAACAAAGAACAAUUUCCUUUGUACAAAGCGGGCAGAACUUGUCCUCACAGCUGCUUGAUAGGAAGGUUGGUGACAGCUGCUGUGAUUGUCCUGGAGUUUGUAUAUAUGGUUUAUCAUCCUAAGCACUCUUAUAAAAAAUCCCUGCCAUGACCUCUUGUACCAUGCAGACCUUUACCUGUUAAAAUGAUUGUCUUCCUGUUGAUCUUUAA
This is a messenger RNA of Sturnus vulgaris (Common starling), 1388 nucleotides long. The record is from RefSeq and is a predicted model, not a curated record. NCBI's taxonomy places the organism in Eukaryota, Metazoa, Chordata, Aves, Passeriformes, Sturnidae.